AUGGCGUCUGCCGCCGAUCUCGAUGGCCUCGUUCUCCUUCGCCAAUCCAUCUCCUCUGGCGCGCCUUUCAUCCCGAGCGCAUCAGCUGACGCAUCCGCGACCGAAGUCCCUCUCUCACAGGCUACGAAUUUGCGCUUCCCCAACCAAAAUAUCACAGUCCCCAUCGAUGGCCCGACGCGCUUCGUGUCGCACGACAAGCCUGUCGACCUUCGCAGCAUCUACUUUGCCUGGCUGAAUCGCGAGGUCGCCAUUCCCGAAUACAACGCUUCGGCAACAAAGCUUAACGAUGAGCUGUCAGGUGCAGGCAGCUCUGGCAAGGUCCAGAACCUGGGUUUCAUUGAGCGUUUGGAUCUGAUUACCUGGCUCGAGGGUGCUAGUGAGGAGAGUGAGUAUAUCAAGCCGCUGGCCAAUGAUAAGGAUGCUGCAACUACCGACGCGGCGACAACGGCGAAGACGGGCGCCGUGAAUUCAGCUUCUCAGGCGCGAUCUGGCCGGGGUACCAUGGACCCCAGACUGGUGGGCAUUUACAAUGGUGAACGAAAGAUGGGUGAUCGCAACACGGUACUAAGGGGUGCCAAGCCCACGGACUUUUCUCAUGUUCGUAAACUUGCCGCACCAUUCAUUCAGAAGAAAUCUCAGUCCGGUUCCGCCAGCAUCCCCACCAACCCAUCACUCGCACUUAAUCAGAAGGUUCCCACAAGGCGACCAGAUCCCAUCAUUCUCCUAUCACCUUCGGCCUCUUCUUUGAUUCGCCUGUCGAAUGUGAGGUCCUUUCUCGAGGACGGCAAGUUUGUGCCCACUGACGCAAGCGGCAAUACAGCCACUAUGCUUCAUGUGCAGCGUCUUGUCCCAUCCAUUGACCCCAACCGGCCUAUGCGCUUUAUUCUAGUCGAGGGCUCUGAAGCAUUCAAGCCCGAGUACUGGAACCGAAUCGUGGCAGUCCUCACGACCGGACAGACUUGGCAGUUCAAGAACUACAAGUGGAGUGACCCUAACGAGCUCUUUAAACAUACAUUGGGCGUUUACGUUGGUUGGCGAGGUGAGACAGCCCCGGAUAACAUCCGCGGUUGGGGCCACCGAGUUCUAUCAACCGGUAUUGACCGCUGGCGCGGAGAGGGUCACGAUGCCUCGCGCUUCCGCGACAAGGAGAUUGUAGAGCAAAUUUGGCGAGCCAUUGAGGAAAACAUGCGAUACAGGGGUUGGAAGAAGGACAGAGCACCUUCUUCGAUAUAA
Molecule: messenger RNA, 1233 nt
Organism: Fusarium pseudograminearum CS3096
Lineage: Eukaryota; Fungi; Ascomycota; Sordariomycetes; Hypocreales; Nectriaceae
Exons: 2
Coding region: 1-1233 (410 amino acids)
Biological process (GO): positive regulation of transcription elongation by RNA polymerase II; transcription elongation by RNA polymerase II
Cellular component (GO): Cdc73/Paf1 complex
Molecular function (GO): RNA polymerase II complex binding
Source: RefSeq, a predicted model, not a curated record